Molecule: messenger RNA, 816 nt
Organism: Quercus lobata
Lineage: Eukaryota; Viridiplantae; Streptophyta; Magnoliopsida; Fagales; Fagaceae
Exons: 4
Coding region: 1-816 (271 amino acids)
Molecular function (GO): nucleic acid binding; zinc ion binding
Source: RefSeq, a predicted model, not a curated record
AUGAUUCACUCAAGUGAUAUUGUUGCUAUGUAUGUGAAUAAUAGAAAAGGUUUUCUUGGUCAUCAAGGACAGAAGAAUGGAGGUAAAGGGGGUAAUGGCAAGAAAGAUAGGCCUGUGUGCACUUAUUGUGGCUUUACUGGACAUAUAGCUGAUAAAUGCUAUAAGCUCCAUGGUUACCCUCCUGGUUACAAACCAAAAGGAGGGAAUUGUGGAUUUGAUAACAUUUCCCCAAAUGUGCAUUCUGGUUUUCUGCCUAGUGGAGUCUUGCAAGGUGCUGGUGUUCAACCCUCUGGUGCUUGCAAUGAUGUUCAGACUGCUCACCAAGCUGCUUCUGUUAUGACUUCUUAUCCUUCUAUUCCAAACCCUUUACCUUCCACAUCAUCCUUUCCUCCUUCUUCAUCAAACUUUUCAGGUUAUAGAUCUUCUACAUCUGCUCUUGCUGCUGCUAUUACUUCUCUUUCUUCAUCAGAUUUAUCGCAUAGUAGAUUAGGACCCCCUUCUCAUUCCAAACUUCAAUUGUUGAAGCAACUUGUACAUGAUGUUGAUAUCAAUAAAACUGCUUCUUGUUAUGACAUUUGUCAUUUUUCAAAACAAAAGAAACUUCCUUCUACUGCUAGUACUCAUGUUUCCAAUAAUCCUUUUGAUUUGAUUCAUUGUGAUCUUUGGGGUCCAUUUGCUACUAGAACUGUUGAUAGUUUUAAAUUCUUUUUAACAAUUGUGGAUGAUUUUACUACAUGUACUUGGGUCUAUUUGCUCAAACAUAAGUCUGAAACACAAGUUUAUCUUCCACGGUUUGCUUCUAUGGUGUCUACUUAG